AUGACGGAGGGAAAGCCUAUUGAGUGCGUUGCCGCGAUCGCCUGGGAAGCCGAAAAGCCCUUGGAUGUGACCACGGUUAUAGUUGCUCCACCCAAGGCUGGUGAAGUUCGCAUCAAGAUCGUUGCCACCGCACUUUGCCAUACAGAUUCUUACACCCUCGACGGACACGACCCCGAGGGCCUCUUCCCGUGCAUCUUGGGUCAUGAGGCGGCAGGAAUCGUUGAGAGUGUGGGGGAAGGUGUCACCAGCGUGAAGCCUGGUGACCAUGUCAUUCCUUGCUACCAGGCGUACUGCUCCAAGUGCCCCAUGUGCAAGAGCAACAAGACCAACCUCUGCGGCGCUGUGCGCAAGUGGACUGGCAAGGGCGUCAUGAAAGCAGACGACGACGUGCGCUUCACGCACAAGGAGAGCGGCAAGAAAAUCUACCACUUCAUGGGCACGUCCACCUUCUCAGAGUACACAGUGGUGCACGAGGAGAGCGUGGCAAAGAUCGAUGAGAAGGCGCCUCUUGAGGUCGUCUGCCUGCUCGGCUGCGGCGUCACCACCGGCAUCGGCGCCGUCCUCAACACCGCCAAGGUGGAGAAGGGCUCCACAGCGGCUGUGUUUGGGCUGGGCACCAUCGGUCUGGCGGUAGUGGAUGCUCUGAGGGAGGCAGGCGCCAGGCGCAUCAUUGGCGUGGACACUGAUGAGGGCAAGUUCCCCCGCGCCAAGGAGUGGGGCGCCACAGACCUCAUCAACCCCAAGAACUAUGAGAAGCCCAUCCAGGAUGUAAUUGUGGAGAUGACAGAUGACGAUGGAGUGGGAGGCGUGGACUACUCAUUCGAGUGCAUCGGCAAUGUGCAGGUGAUGCGCGCUGCGCUGGAGUGCUGUCACAAGGGCUGGGGCCAGUCUAUCGUCAUUGGGGUGGCAGCAUCAGGCAAGGAGAUCAGCACACGGCCCUUCCAGCUCGUCACAGGCCGCGUUUGGAGGGGGACUGCCUUUGGCGGGUACAAGUCGCGCGUGGAUGUGCCAAAGCUGGUGGAUGGAUACAUGGAGGGCAAGUUCAGGGUGGCAGAGUACAUCACCCACAAGCUCAAGCUGACAGAGAUCAACCAGGCCUUCGACCUGCUGCAUGCCGGCAAGGCCCUACGCGUGGUCAUGUCCACUGAUGGGUAGAUGCAGGGGUUACCUGCUAAUCUGAAGGGGGUGGGAGAAAAUUAGCAGAACAUAGUACGAACGAGUGAUAGCCUGCCUAGUAGAUUGCCAGAAGUGAGCCAAGGAUAAUAGGCUGCAGUGGACUUGACAGCCACAGAGCAUGUUACCUGGAUCGUGGCACGAAUGGUUUUGUGGGCGCUGAAGCGUACAGAUUCAGUUCAGAAAUGCAUAGGACAGUUCUUCCAGGUGCUGACAUCAUAUUGAAGUGAAGCAGCUUCACUGCAUGUAUUUCUGUGUUUGUAAUUCUGCCUCUGUGGGUUCCUCAAUGAGUUCAACUUCCUGCCCUUCUUCUGGCUCAGGACUCAGCUGCCAUCCGCUGUCUUCCAGCAUGCUGAACAUUUUCUCAAACGCCUCCAGAUAGAUGCCCUCUAGAUUCACCAUCUGUUUGGGCAGAAUAUGCUCUGUCAUCUUGUACAAGACAUAGAUGAAGGUGGCGCCUGCCACAUUAUUCCUGUCACUGAAGUACUGCCCAAAGCGGCUGAGCUCGUCCCUGUAAUCCAGAAGUCUUCCCGUCUCCUCACGCAACAUGUAUCGGAGUCCCUUGUUACACACCUCAUUGACUGCUGUCUGCAAUUCGGGAUCUUCUUCAUCAGCCAGAUCAUCAGCUUGAGCCAAUUGUGCCCACUCUUCCGCAAUCUCCGCCUUUUUCCUAGCCCUGAUGG
This is a messenger RNA of Coccomyxa subellipsoidea C-169, 1856 nucleotides long. Its product is annotated as alcohol dehydrogenase. Gene Ontology annotation, cellular component: cytosol. NCBI's taxonomy places the organism in Eukaryota, Viridiplantae, Chlorophyta, Trebouxiophyceae, Coccomyxaceae. The coding region runs from base 1 to 1155 and encodes 384 amino acids. Gene Ontology annotation, molecular function: zinc ion binding; S-(hydroxymethyl)glutathione dehydrogenase [NAD(P)+] activity. The record is from RefSeq and is a predicted model, not a curated record. The transcript is spliced from 12 exons. Gene Ontology annotation, biological process: formaldehyde catabolic process.